This is a messenger RNA of Alnus glutinosa, 912 nucleotides long. Its product is annotated as histone H1. Gene Ontology annotation, biological process: negative regulation of DNA recombination; chromosome condensation; nucleosome assembly. Bases 76 to 756 code for a protein of 226 amino acids. Gene Ontology annotation, cellular component: nucleosome; nucleus. Lineage: Eukaryota; Viridiplantae; Streptophyta; Magnoliopsida; Fagales; Betulaceae. Gene Ontology annotation, molecular function: structural constituent of chromatin; double-stranded DNA binding; nucleosomal DNA binding. The transcript is spliced from 2 exons. The record is from RefSeq and is a predicted model, not a curated record.
UUCUAAAUGGCGUCAGAGUAAAGUCGUAUUCUCAGGAUUUGUGUGCGAAAUAAAUUUUCGUUUCUGUGAUUCGUAAUGUCGGCCACCGAAGUUGUAGCCCCGGCCGUAGAGCAACCGGCUCCGGAGGCACUUGCCGCCGUCGUGCCCAAGCAGAAGACCGAGAAGCCUGUCAAGGAGAAGAAGCCCAAGGCCCCCAAAGAGAAGAAGCCCAAACAGCCCAAAAUCGCUGCUCAUCCUCCGUACUUCCAGAUGAUCAAGGAGGCUCUAUUGGCCCUGGACGAGAAGAGCGGGUCGAGCCCGUACGCAAUCGCCAAGUACAUGGAAGAGAAGCACAAGCUCGAGCUUCCAUCAAACUACAAGAAGAUAUUGGGUCUGCAAUUGAAGAAUUCGGCCGCUAGAGGAAAGCUCAUCAAGAUCAAGGCCUCGUACAAGCUUUCCGAGGCUGGCAAGAAGGUCACGGUCGCAAAGCCCACAAACGCAGAGAAAAAGCCCAAGCCCCAGGCCAAGUCCAAGCAGACUACCAAGGCCAAGCCCAAGCUGACUACCAAGGCCGCUCCGAAGGCCAAGGCAGCGGCGAAAAAGCCCGAGGCGGUGGCGAAGAAGCCGGAGGCCGCCGCUAAAAAGGCGCCGAAGAGGAAGGCGAGUACUAAGAAGGUUGGGCCUGCGCCUAAAAAGCCCAAGAAGUCGACCCCUGCUAAGCCCAAGUCCAUCAAGUCCCCUGCCGCCAAGAGGGCCAGGAAGGCUGCUGCUAAAUAGGUGUUAAAAAAAGUCUAGUCGUCUCUCUUAUGUAUAGGAAAUGGAAUCUCUGGUUUCUAUGAAGAAAGUGUUUACUUUUUAACUUUCGAGCAAUAGAUGUAAUGCUGCACUCGUAAUCUGCUUUUAGGAGUUAUAAUGGAAUUAACAUUUUCAGCC